This is a messenger RNA of Diaporthe amygdali, 1656 nucleotides long. Its product is annotated as major facilitator superfamily transporter. Gene Ontology annotation, cellular component: membrane. Gene Ontology annotation, molecular function: transmembrane transporter activity. Bases 1 to 1656 code for a protein of 551 amino acids. The record is from RefSeq and is a predicted model, not a curated record. The transcript is spliced from 4 exons. NCBI's taxonomy places the organism in Eukaryota, Fungi, Ascomycota, Sordariomycetes, Diaporthales, Diaporthaceae. Gene Ontology annotation, biological process: transmembrane transport.
AUGUCAUAUAACGAACGGCCCCGAGCCGAUGCCAGCAGUUCCCGUGACCACAUUGACACCCAAGAAACCCAACCCCUCCUAGACAACGCUCGAGAAUCGGAAGACAUCGACGAGCCCGCAAAUUCAAGGACAACCAGCGCUAUGGGCUUUAAGGCCCUCAUCGGCCGCACCGCGUUCUUUCGCCACCAUGAGGAGCGAAGUCCUCUCGAACGGGAUCUUGUCCGGCGGCUUGACAUCUUCCUGAUGACUUUUGGCUGUAUCUCUCAGGUUAUCAAGUAUCUUGACCAGACAAAUAUCAGCUCCGCCUACGUCUCGGGCAUGAAGGAAGACCUUGGUCUUUAUGGAAAUGAGCUCAACUAUUUCACCACCUGGUUUAGCGUCUCCUAUUGUAUCAUGCUGAUCCCUUCGCAAGUCAUCAUGACCUGGGUUCGGCCGAGUUGGUGGCUGCCGGGCUUGGAGAUCGGAUGGGGCAUCAUCACAGGAUUGAUAGCGCUAUGCCAUAAUGCAAAUCAGGUAUAUGUGUUGCGCGUUUUCCUGGGGCUGUUUGAGAGCAGCGCCUGGCCUGGCAUGAUGACCCUGUUUAUGUAUUGGUACACGCCUACUGAGCUGGCCAAGCGUAUGGGCUUCUACCACUCCUGCCAGUCUAUUGGCUCUAUGAUGAGUGGUGCCCUGCAGACGGCUGUUCUCAACACGCUUGACGGACACCAUGGAAUCGCGGGCUGGCGAUGGCUAUUCAUAAUCAAUGCCAUUAUGACCGUCGCUGUUGGCCUUGCUGGGUUCUUCAUGCUGCCUGACUAUCCUUCUCGCCCAAACCCCCGUGCUUUCUGGUUCACGGCAGAACACAGCCAAAUGGCCCAGGAGCGUCUCGAGCGGCACGGCCGGGCCGGAGUCAAGAAAAUCACUUGGGCCGCAGCCAAACGAACAGCGUCCAUGUGGAUCGCCUACUUCAUUCCGGUGCUCUAUAUUGGAACUGUUUUGGCGCAGUAUGGGAUCAAUUACUUCAACCUGUUCUUGAAGUCACUGCGGAAUCCAGACGGCUCUCGCACGUGGUCGACCUCGCAAGUGAACUCGAUACCUAUUGCCGGAGGCGCCAUAAAUGUGGCGUUCGUAUGGAUCUGGGCAAUCACAUCCGAUAUUUUUCAAACCAGAUGGACGCUGCUAGUUGCGCAGGCGGUUAUUGGCCUCGUCGUUUCGAUCACGAUGAGUAUCUGGACGCAACAUCCAAACACUACCCCGCUAUCGGCCGCGUAUGCGAGCUAUUUUAUCCUCUACAUGUGCCAGGGAACGGCGCCGCUGAUUUUCUCAUGGUUGGCGGAUAUUUUACCACAAGACCCCGAGGCGAGGACCUUGGUCGUUGGAUACGCAAUUGCAGGGGUGUACUCAAUCAUUGCGUGGUCUCAAGUACUUGUCUGGCCUGCUAGUGAAGCGCCGCACUAUAAAUACGCUUGGCAGGUUUCAGUAGCAAUGUGGGUGCUUGUGGCCACAAUGGUCGUACUUUUGAGGAUCAUAGAUCUGAGAUAUCUACUACCGAAGCGUUCGAUCGCUACCACUCCUACAAUCGAUGCCGCAAAGGUGGAUGGCGAGGAGACCGUAGAUAUAGACGCAAGCGGUAAACAGGUAAAGUCGAAGACGACAGAUGUUGAAACAGUGGUCUGA